GGACAAAUUGACAACCGUUAUUCCUUGUUGAGAAGCAAGAACAAAUUUUUGCCUCUGCCAAACGAGCCCUAUUCUCAGAAUUUAUGAGUGGUUUUUUCUUUUGCAAAAUGAUAACUACUCCGUAUCUAUACUUCUUCUCUUGUCUUCGCCUGAUAAGAAGAUUAUAUUGACCAAAUGAGCAGAUUCUUGAAGCCAUUCACUGGUAAACGGGUGACAAACUUUACCAACCUUAAACCUGCAAGAGCUAAUCUCGAUCUCAAAAACUAUCUCAAAACUAAUCCCACCAAAGCGGUGUUGCUUUUCCGUGAGCUUCUGAGAAAAAAGGUUUCUUGCAUAGACAGCUACUCUCUUCUGUAUGUCAUCAAAUCUUGCACCCAGAAAUCUCUGUUUCUUGAAGGAAAACAAUUCCAUGCGUUUGUAGUCAAACUGGGUUUUGAGCCCAUAAUUUUUCUCCAAACAUCACUCACGGACAUGUACUCUGCUAGUGCCAAUCUUAGAGGUGCACGUAAGGUGUUCGAUGAAAUACCCAGUAAGAAUGUUGUAUGCUGGACUUCAUUAGUGACUGCUUUUGCUCAUAAUCAGAAACCCAACAGAGCUAUAGAGGCAUUCUGGCAAAUGCUGAGGUCAAAUGUCAGUGCCGAUCCCAUCAUUCUCACUGCCGUUCUAACUGCUUGUGCUGAUGCCGGGGCACUGGAUGUGGGAGAGCAGAUUCAUGCUGACAUUCUUAAAAAAUACAGGAAGGGUACAGAUUUGCCCUUGGAGACCGCACUCUUAAACAUGUACGCAAAGUGCGGGGACCUAAGUACAGCCAAGACACUGUUCCAUGGAAUGCGGAAAAAGGAUGUCGCGACAUGGACUUCCAUGAUUCUUGGACUUGCAUUCCAUGGCCAAGCAGAAGAAGCACUGAGGAUUUUCGCAUCAAUGGAAGAACAUAAUAAGAGCCACAGGGCCGAAGGCAUAACAGUCCCUCCCAACGAUGUUACAUUCAUAGGAGUUUUAAUGGCAUGUAGCCACACAGGAAGGGUGGCAGAAGGCAAGAGGUACUUCAGGACCAUGGUCAAAGACUAUUGCAUAAAGCCAAGAGUCUCCCACUAUGGGUGUAUGGUGGAUUUGCUUUGCAGAAACGGGAUGGUAAAAGAAGCUUAUUGUUUCAUUAUGGAAAUGCCCAUUCCUCCGAGUGCGGUAAUAUGGAGAACCCUGCUGGGAUCGUGCGGCAUUCAUGGAGAUGCCAAGCUGGCAGCCAUGGCUCAUGGUAAGCUGGUUGAGAUGGGAGAGGCACUUGCUGGGGAUCAUGUUAUGCUGUCUAAUAUAUGUGCUGCUAAAGGCAUGUGGGAGGAGAAAGCCAGACUUAGAAAUGAUAUGAGGCAAAGAAGGAUUCCCGGAAGGAGCUCAAUUAAGACGGGACUCCAUAUUCCUCUGUAAUCAAGGUGUGUUAGAGUGUAAAACUUUUCUUGACUGAGUCGGUUCGUUGACAUGGUUUCUAAGGGAUUCAAAGCUUUGUUGACUCAGAGGUUAUGAGUUCGAACCUCUGUGUCACAUCGAACACUUAAGCUAAAAAAAAGACAUACUCCGUAU
Cuscuta campestris is the source of this 1575-nucleotide messenger RNA. NCBI's taxonomy places the organism in Eukaryota, Viridiplantae, Streptophyta, Magnoliopsida, Solanales, Convolvulaceae. The record is from the annotation of a GenBank genome assembly.